Vicia faba (fava bean) is the source of this 366-nucleotide messenger RNA. The record is from the annotation of a GenBank genome assembly. Lineage: Eukaryota; Viridiplantae; Streptophyta; Magnoliopsida; Fabales; Fabaceae.
AUGGUAAUCAGAGAGAUCUUAGUUUCGACCUGUUCGACCCAUGGAAAAUCUUGGAACUUUGACUGGCAUAGUAAUAAGGAGAAUCUUAGUACCGAUUCAACUGACCCAGACGAAAGUCUUGGAACCUCUUCUGCUGGAAUGGUAAUCAUAGAGAUCUUAGUGUCGACUUGUCUGACCCAGGGAAAACCUUGGGUUAACUUUUACUGGCAUAGUAAUCAGGAGAAUCUUAGUAGCGACUCAACUGACCCAUACGAAAGUCUUGGAGUAUCUUCCACUGGAAUGGUAAUCAAAGAGAUCUUAGUGUCGACCUGUCUGACCCAGGGAAAAUCUUGUGAGGACAUCCUUCUGAGGAAAAUCCUGGAAUAG